Messenger RNA from Exophiala spinifera, 1617 nucleotides. RefSeq lists its product as uncharacterized. Bases 1 to 1617 code for a protein of 538 amino acids. The transcript has a single exon. Lineage: Eukaryota; Fungi; Ascomycota; Eurotiomycetes; Chaetothyriales; Herpotrichiellaceae. Gene Ontology annotation, molecular function: monooxygenase activity; oxidoreductase activity, acting on paired donors, with incorporation or reduction of molecular oxygen; heme binding. The record is from RefSeq and is a predicted model, not a curated record.
AUGGCUUCCUACUCGCUCAAGGCCGGAGUGGCAGUGGCCGCCGUUGCCUACUUCGUUCUGCGUCUCUUCCUGGCACGGUCACGUAGCAGCGCGAACCGGCCUCUGCCCCUGCCUCCGGGACCCAAGCCAAAACCACUCAUCGGCAACCUUCAGGACCUUCCACCAGCCGGCGUGCAAGAAUGGGCACAUUGGUCCAAGCACAAGGACUUGUACGGACCCGUCAGCUCGGUUUCCGUCAUGGGUCAGACGAUGGUCAUCUUGAACGACGCACAGGCGGCGAUUGAGCUUCUCGAGAAGAGGUCCGCCAUCUACUCGUCGCGCCCGAGGCUCGUCUUCGCGUUUGAGAUGUGCGGCUGGCUCAACUUCCUCUCCAGCCAACCGUACGGUGAACGGUUUCGGGCGUACCGGAAGCAUGUCCAUGUCCUCAUGGGCUCAAGCCAUCUCCUCGACAAGUUCGGACAGUUGCAGGAACAAGAAGUCGGCCGUAGUCUUCUCAGGAUUCUACAGAGGCCCGAGGACUUCGUGGACCACAUUCGCACCGAAGCCGGAGCAAUUAUCCUGAGAAUCGCCUACGGCUAUAACAUCGAGCCGCAUCGUGCCGAUCCUCUGGUUACUCUGGCCGAUGAAGCCCUCGACCAGUUCUCCAAGGCGACCGUGCCUGGUCGAUGGUUGGUGGACGUUGUCCCUGCCCUCAAAUACAUUCCUGAAUGGUUGCCCGGUGCCGGGUUCAAGCGGACAGCGAAGCAAUGGGAACAGACUGUUCAGCGGGUGGUGGAGGAACCAUACCGAUUCGUCCAAGACCAGGUCUCGAACGGGACGGCGCCGGAGUCGUACCUAGGCGACUUUCUCAAGGACGAGAAGCUCAGCCCCCAGCAACGGGUCGAAGUUAAAUACACGUCCGCCUCACUGUACACGGGGGGCGCUGAUACGACGGUAGCCUCCCUCUCGGUCUUUUACCUGGCUAUGACUUUGUAUCCGGAGGUUCAGAAGCGAGCUCAGGAAGAGAUCGACCGCGUGGUUGGAGACCACAGACUGCCGACUUUUGGUGACCGUGCAAACCUUCCUUACGUUGAAGCCAUACUCAAGGAAACCAUGAGGUGGCACCCGAUAGGGGCGAUGGGGGUCCCGCACGCUUCGAGUCGGGACGACGAGUUCAACGGAUACCAUAUUCCAAAGGGGUCCAUCCUCAUGCCGAACAUCUGGCUGUUCAUGCAUGACCCGGAGGUCUACAGAGAUCCGAUGCGCUUCAAUCCCGACCGCUUCUUGGAAACCGAGAGUCACCCCACCCCAGAACAGGAUCCCGCCAGAUACGUGUUUGGGUUCGGUCGGAGAAUCUGUCCUGGUCGCGUCUUGGCCGAUCAGUCGAUGUGGCUUAACGUGGCACAGAUGCUGGCGGUCUUUGAUAUAUCCAGGCCGCCUAAGGUUGAGGGUGAGGAUGCUGAUGACGUGGUCAGCAGCCCCAAGUUUUUGGGAGGGAUCAUCAGCCACCCGGAACCGUUUGAAGCGAAGUUUGAGCCACGGGACGCUCAGCGUGAGAAAUUGAUCCGACAGGUCGAAGAGAGGUAUCCCUGGGGAAAGGGGGAUGGUGAUUAUUUCAAGAAUUCUUUGAAGGAGUGA